This is a messenger RNA of Aspergillus wentii DTO 134E9, 556 nucleotides long. RefSeq lists its product as uncharacterized. The transcript has a single exon. The coding region runs from base 317 to 496 and encodes 59 amino acids. Lineage: Eukaryota; Fungi; Ascomycota; Eurotiomycetes; Eurotiales; Aspergillaceae. The record is from RefSeq and is a predicted model, not a curated record.
AUAGAGGUCUGGGAUGUCGUAAAUAUAGUAGGACUUGGUACUUGUGUAUCUGUUCGGUUGACUUGCUGCAUUUGAGGUAUGUUUAUCAUAUAGCUUUGUUGACAAAUCUUGCAUCAUCCCUGACUGCUAUAGUUAUAUCAACAUAUAGAUUGCUUACCUGCAAUCUAGAACAGACAUGCAGCAGACUUGAUACACUAUCUAGUAGGUAUUCCAGACCAACAUUGAUCAUUCGUGGCUGAGAAUUGACAUCAUAUUACACUUGCUGUGAUUCUCGCUUAAUUGAAUGAUUAUCCAGAGUCUAUAGUAGGAUACCUUCAUGGCAUGUGUACUUUGGAGUCGUGGAAGCUACACCCUAGUGUUAAUGAAGGCAACGAGGCAGUAUAUUGAACAGUAUGAAGAAUGGACUAUUAAACAAGCUCUCUUAUUUUUAUAUCAUGGACUUUACCUGGAUGCAUUGAACGCCUAUUUAGCAAUUAUGCUUUAUAUGAACAGAUGAACGGUACUUUUGAAGUUUAAUGUACACUUUUGAUAUAGAAUCAUUAUCUGAAAACUCCAA